CACCAGCCUUCUGACGUCAUCCCUCAACCGGCUUCUUGCACCUUAGUAAAGCCUGAGGUCACCUCCACCUCUGGAAACCCACCAGUCCCAGAGGCCGACUUUUCUCCAAAGGGGAGAAGAGGGAAAGGCGUGCGGUGCAUAGAGCUUUGCAUGACCGUUCGCUCUCUCCUCCCCAGCCGUCCGAAAGCAGGCGAGAGUGGCCCCAGAUCCGCACACCGAGCCCUCGAUCCGCACACCCCAGGCCCGCCCCGACUUGCGGCACGCUGUGCCCCUCAGACGGCCCACCUCGGCGACCAAGGGCCACCGCCGAAACCCGCCCGCUCGCGCCCCUCCCCAGCUUGAGGCGCCCGCCCGCCCCGCCGCCCCGCCACCCCCGGCGUCGUCCCCUGGCCCUCCCCACCCUGUCCCCCGGUGGCAGGUUCAGGCCCCGGGUACUAGCCUGCGCCCCCUGAAGCUGCCACUGCCUCCCCGCCGCUAGGGGGAGUCUCCGUCGGGAAACGUAGUGUUGCUUCAUUGGUGUGAAGGUGCUUUCAAACUUGAGGUAUCUGUACCCUUCCCCCCGGUUCUGAAGAGCGUAGAAGAUGGAGACCGAUUCUGGGACGCAAACAUCAAAUCAGACGCAAACAGAUUCAUUAUCUUCAUCCCCUAAUCCUGUGUCACCUGUGCCUUUGAAUAACCCAACAAGUGCCCCAAGAUAUGGAACAGUGAUCCCUAAUCGCAUCUUUGUAGGAGGAAUUGACUUUAAGACAAAUGAAAAUGAUUUAAGAAAAUUUUUUUCCCAGUAUGGGUCUGUAAAAGAAGUGAAGAUUGUAAAUGACAGAGCUGGAGUGUCCAAAGGGUAUGGUUUCGUCACUUUUGAAACACAAGAAGAUGCACAAAAAAUUUUACAAGAGGCUGAAAAACUUAAUUAUAAGGAUAAGAAACUAAACAUUGGUCCAGCAAUAAGAAAACAACAAGUAGGGAUCCCUCGUUCCAGUAUAAUGCCAGCAGCUGGAACAAUGUAUCUAACAACUUCAACUGGAUAUCCUUAUACUUACCAUAAUGGUGUUGCUUAUUUUCAUACUCCAGAGGUAACUUCUGUCCCACCACCUUGGCCUUCACGUUCUAUAUCUAGUUCCCCUGUGAUGGUAGCUCAGCCUGUUUAUCAGCAACCUGCAUAUCACUACCAGGCCCCUACACAGUGUCUAUCAGGACAGUGGCAGUGGGGUGUUCCUCAGUCUUCUGCCUCUUCUGCUCCUUUCCUAUACCUGCAACCGUCUGAGGUUAUUUAUCAACCAGUGGAAAUUGCACAAGAUGGUGGAUGUGUUCCUCCUCCGCUGUCUCUGAUGGAAGCUUCAGUUCCAGAGCCUUAUUCUGAUCAUGGAGUUCAAGCAACAUAUCACCAAGUUUAUGCUUCAAGUGCCAUUGCUAUGCCUGCACCUGUGAUGCAGCCUGAACCAAUUAAAACAGUGUGGAGCAUUCAUUAUUAAGACAAUUGGGCAGCUCUAGUCCAGCUCAACUGAUUUCUUGUCCAAUGCUCCUUGUGUGGCCGAGAUCCAGCUUCAACGAACCGGCUAGAUGCUGCCCAUUGUGAACCUUAGGGUUAGUUACUACCUCACCAUACUUAUUUAUUCCACUAUAAACUGUCUAAAUUUGAUGAAAUUUGCUUCUUCAGCUGUUCUACAAAAUUAUUUAGGUAGAUAUGGCAUGUUGUUUUUUUAAAUGUGUUAAUCUAACUGUAGUAACAUUUUCUACAUGUUUUAUCCAUUCCAUAAAUAACCAC
This is a messenger RNA of Rhinolophus ferrumequinum (greater horseshoe bat), 1762 nucleotides long. It is a transcript of the gene BOLL, whose product is annotated as boule homolog, RNA binding protein. The record is from RefSeq and is a predicted model, not a curated record. The transcript is spliced from 11 exons. Gene Ontology annotation, molecular function: RNA binding; protein binding. Lineage: Eukaryota; Metazoa; Chordata; Mammalia; Chiroptera; Rhinolophidae. The coding region runs from base 582 to 1469 and encodes 295 amino acids.